Messenger RNA from Malassezia restricta, 1845 nucleotides. RefSeq lists its product as uncharacterized. Gene Ontology annotation, molecular function: transmembrane transporter activity. Bases 1 to 1845 code for a protein of 614 amino acids. The transcript has a single exon. Gene Ontology annotation, cellular component: membrane. The record is from RefSeq and is a predicted model, not a curated record. NCBI's taxonomy places the organism in Eukaryota, Fungi, Basidiomycota, Malasseziomycetes, Malasseziales, Malasseziaceae. Gene Ontology annotation, biological process: transmembrane transport.
AUGCGGCACAACGAGCACAGCCCUUUGCUAGAGGGGCAGCGCAGCACGCGAGCCCGCGGGUGGGUGGAUGGCGCUCGUACAUGGUGUUUCGCCAACGCGAGCAUGCUGGGACUGCUUUUCAUUCCUUGUCUUCUGGGCUUGAUCCAAGCCGUGCAAAUCCCGGCAGAGAUCGAUGCGAUUCGCUCCCUCAGCUGUGCUCAUUAUUACCACCUGCACCCAGAUCAGAUACCCCCUAUUCCGUAUGAUAGUGAAAGCUGCAUGCGUCCGGAGGUGGAACAACAUUUCAGCACGUUGGCAACGUAUGUCACAUUCACCGUCGUCCUGGCCAACUUUUUUGGCAUGCUCGUUUACGGGCGCCUCUUUGAGGCUCAGCAACGGAGGCGUCUCGCUGCGCAGGGCAUUUUUGGGCUCCUAGUGGCACGUAUUCCGUUUCUCAUUCUUCCCUUGUACCAAUAUCCCAUUCUCGCGCCACCAGACGUUCGCUCGCUGAACCCCGCACAGAUGUUGGGAGUGUUUUGGGCUUGUGCCAUCCUUGGAGGACUCAGUGGGACCAAUGAGCUGGUCAUUCUCACCGUCGAAUCUUUUAUCACCGAUACAAAGAGUCCAGAAAUCCGCUCACAAUUGUUCCGCUUGACGGAGGUAGCUUUGCUGCUCGGCUCGAGUAUCGGGCCCUUGCUGGGAUCCAUGUCCACCUGGAUGUUCCCCCAUGCAAGCAACGCAUGCAUCGGCUACAAAGAGUGCCAGAACAACACGAUCGUAUCUGGAACGCUUCUGCUGUUCAACAAUGCGCCGUACUGGCUUGCUUUUGUCUUUACUUGGGUGGCGUUGAUUUGGAUCUUGUUCGUCUUUAACUUUGCCAGCGUGGCAUCCACGACGAAGGCAAGCCGCGCUGACUCAAGGAGAGACAGUGAUGUAUCUAUGGGCCCAACGACAGAGUGGGGCGCAUCCCUCGGCGCAUUCCAGCGUCUGGUCCCUAUUCGACGCUCCCGCUGGUCGUAUGAUACGCGUGUCUUGCAAUUUACGUUCGCAAAUAUGUGUGUGGCAUUGAGUCAAGAAGGCCCUAUCGUGCUCAUGUAUGUCAUGGGCUUCGUCUUCCGCUGGGGUCGCGAUAGUGUGUCUCUGGCUCUUACCACACUCAACACGGUUCGAUUUGCCAACAUGGUGCUCGCCUUGCCGCAUGUGCUUCAAGGCAUGGCUUCGCUCAGUCGCAAACCUGAACCUAUCUCCGACUUAACGCCCAAGCAGAUCGAUGCAUGCCUGGAUGCAGCCAAGCGCCUGGUCCCUUGCGAACCAGGCCAGGGUCGAUCUUCAGCUGUGCCACGUGAAUGUGAUACGAACAUGGCUCAGAUAACGCCAAAGCAGCGUGCGCUCGUGUGCUUAUGGCGCGCACAAAUUGACUUGAAUGUAUCGCGCAUCUCGUUUCUUUUCAAUGUGGUCGCAUGGCUCACAAUCUUUGCGGGUGUCACCUGCACGAAAGAGUGGCUCGUCAUCGUCGGCACCGUCACCUUGGCUCUCGGAAGCGGCGCACAGUUUCUUCUUCGCAGCGCAGCAUGUACUAUAUGUGACUACAUCGUGGAACAAGAAAACCGCUUCUCACUACCGAGUCCAACAAGGGAUACGUCGACGACCAAACGCGUCUUGCCCAGCGGCGCCGACAGUUACUUGAUCAUCUCUUCCACCUUGCUUUUACCAUGCUUACUUGUGGGACUGUGUGUCCGAAACGAAAUCUAUGCAAAGACGGUGUCCACCAAUCCCGGCAUCUUCUUCGUCGUCGUCGCAGCCGUCAACGCCCUGGCUUUGAUCGCCCUGAGUUGGAUGCCAUCCGCGACAUCAACGCGUGUGUAG